Chlamydomonas reinhardtii is the source of this 2392-nucleotide messenger RNA. RefSeq lists its product as uncharacterized. Gene Ontology annotation, biological process: protein phosphorylation. NCBI's taxonomy places the organism in Eukaryota, Viridiplantae, Chlorophyta, Chlorophyceae, Chlamydomonadales, Chlamydomonadaceae. The record is from RefSeq and is a predicted model, not a curated record. Gene Ontology annotation, molecular function: ATP binding; protein kinase activity. Bases 73 to 1809 code for a protein of 578 amino acids. The transcript has 9 exons.
GCUGAUGCAUUUCCUGUAACUUGGGAGUCCACCUGAGCCAAGCAGGCCUUCUACGCGAGCGGCCCCUGGCAAAUGGAGGAACGAGAGAAGCUGCCAAAGGAACUUAGCGACUUAGCGAGCUUAGGAGCGGAGAUAGCCCGAGUGUCGGCCCAGGCGGAGUCGGCGAAGGAUGCCGAGGACAAGCGGUACUUCCGGGAGACGGCGCUCAUGCUACGGAAAGAGAAGCUCCUGCUUCUCCACGCGCUCGACGCGGCGGCUGGGCUGGGCUCACACAGCGCGGCAGCUGCUGCCGCGGUGGCUUGCCCAGGCCCGGGGACGGUGGCAGCCCCAAGUUUGGGGACGGCGGCGGCCCCAGGCUUGGGGACGGCGGCGAUUGCCGCCCCUUUCUCGUCUGCAGAUGCGACGGCUCGCUUCCUCCGCUCCAUAAUGCUUCCCACCGCUGCCCCCGGCCCGUCGGAGCUGCGGCAACUGUUCCAAAACCUGCUGAAGCACAAGGACAGCCAACCUGUCAAGUUGCCGGUGCACGCGUGGGUGUAUGACGUCGUGGGCCUUGCAGAUGGCUCAAUGCUUGAUCUCUUGGAGCCGGAGGCGCAGUCGCAGGCGUGGGCCCUCUCAGUGCUGGUCUCGUCAGCGCUUCACCCAAGCGCGCAGCUGCAAGAUGACCUCGGGGACGAGCUCAGCGUUGCCGGUCGUGUGGACGAGCUGUUUGGGCGCGUGCUGAGCCUCAUGGCGCGCUACAUGGGCGGAGAGCCGCUCAAGCGCAAGCGGAACUGCACAGAGCAGUCCUUGGCCGCUCAUCUCAAGCGGCCGGAUUUCAUGGUGCUUCUGCGGGAUGCGCUGCUGUUCAAGGGCGAGGACAAGCCCGCCAGAGGCACGCUGGGCAGCGCCAAGGAGGACCUGCUGGCCAAGGUGCAGGGCUGGUCCAGUGCCUAUCACGGUCAGAUUGAGUACCUGCUGUGCUACGCUUGCGCCGGCGAUAAGUUCGAGCUGCUGUACCUGCUCCGCGACGACGAUACGAAGCUCUACCACCUCCUCGACUCGGAUACGUACACGCCAAGGGGCAAGAUCACCGUGAUCCAGGCGGCCAUCCUCGUGUAUGGCAUCAUCUCGCAGCAGCAGCACCAGCUGCCGGCGGACGCUCAGCUCAUGAACUCCCUGCCUCGUGGCUACGGCAGCGUGCUGUUGCAGCCUCACUCCGUAGUGAAGACAAUGGAGUGGACGCGCCACCUGAAUCAGGGGGGGAUGCAGCUGGGCGAUCUGCAGCAGCUGUACACCGCCGUACGCGGCAGCAGUUAUGUCAUCCACGCGUCGGAGGGACCAGCUGUCACGCGGGGCUCGUACAGGGUGACGCUGGAACCCAGGGGCCAGCCUCUGCAGGACAGCUGGUGCCCCGAAAGCUCAGAGGAGCUGGCUCUCGCCAUCAGGUGUAUUCUAUUGGGCGUGCAGGCGAUCCAUGCGGCCCGCUUUGGCCAUGCUGAUCUGCGCUGGCCGAACAUCAUCAAGCUCACCCGGGGAGCCUUCCGCGUGAUCGACCUGGAACUGGCGGUGCCCUUGGACAGCCUGCAGCGCCACCGCAAGGAGGAUGUGGACAUGCCGGCUGUCUGGGAGGGAGGCGCGGCGCUGGUGGAUGGGCGCUUCACCGCUGCCAGCGACUUGUACCUGGUGGGCCGCAUGCUGCAGCGCAUGCUAUCCAAGAUGCCUCUGUGGGACCCCGCACUCGAGGGUGCGAGGCAACUCGCUGAGGGCCUGGUGUCCAAGGCAUACAGCAUGGAGCAGGCGCUACAGCAUGUGUGGUUGCGGCUGCCCUAAGGUGAACUGCGGACGACGGUCCUAGGGGUAGUGUAGGCGGCGCAGCGCGGUGACACCUCGUGCAUGCACGCGUGCAUGUGUGGUGCAGCUGGAGCGACUGAGGAGGAGGAGGACGGUGAUGGCGUAGCAGAUGGUGAGAGGCGGUGGUGACUCGGGGUAUUGAGGGGUUUUACCCCGCCCCGCCACCUGUACCUCUGUCCACCUGUAGUGUUUCUUUAGGGCUACCGAGGCUAGGCACGCGCGCGGCCGCAGUGGCCGCGUCGGCUGUUCGUGAAGAGCCCCCCACCCCCCAGAACCCAGUUAUCCCCUGAUAGCUUGAACACGCGCCGCGACGUGUCGCGGGUGCAUGGUGUGCAUGGUAGUGCCGCGCCGUACGCCUCGGCGACAUGGCCGUACUCCGUGACGAGGUCGCGUGUGUGUGUGUGUGUGUGUGUGUGUGUGUGUGUGUGUGUGUGUGUGUGUGUGUGUGUGUGUGUGUGUGUGUGUGUGCUGUAAGAGGAUGCGCCUCCAUUUGUCCAAACUCAAUUGGCAAAUACUAUCUGGGGCGGGGGGUCUUACCGCGCGUGUCCCUACAGCCACUUUA